This is a messenger RNA of Cyprinus carpio (common carp), 3656 nucleotides long. RefSeq names its product adenylate cyclase type 2-like. Gene Ontology annotation, cellular component: plasma membrane. The record is from RefSeq and is a predicted model, not a curated record. Gene Ontology annotation, molecular function: adenylate cyclase activity. Lineage: Eukaryota; Metazoa; Chordata; Actinopteri; Cypriniformes; Cyprinidae. Gene Ontology annotation, biological process: adenylate cyclase-inhibiting G protein-coupled receptor signaling pathway; intracellular signal transduction; adenylate cyclase-activating G protein-coupled receptor signaling pathway.
CUCUCUCUUUUCUCUCUCUCUCUCUCUCCUCCUCUCAUACGCUCUCUCGUGCGUGUCUCAGUCGCUCUCUGCUGCUCAGUUCAUCAUGUUGGCUGGAGAAUGCUGCGUGCGGCAGCGCUCUCUCUCCUGCCCUGGCGCGGGACACGUCUGUCCCACCCGCUGCAGCUGAGCACUCUCACGGAGGAGGACGAGCCUGAACGGCAGCAGCAGGAGGAAGAGGACGAAGACGAAGGCUCCGGGGUCCAGCCGGACCCCAUGUUCCAACAAACGGCGUACCUGCUGGAAGGUCCGGAGGACAUGGUGGUGUCGCCUGGGGGGCUGAAGUCUCCAGACUGGGUGUACGAGUCCUACUACCGUAUGAGCCUGCAGCAUCCACUCAUCGUGUUCCUGUUGCUCAUCGUCAUGGGAGCAUGCCUGGCUCUGCUCGCUGUGUUUUUUGCCUCCGGACUGACCAUGGAGGAGCACAUGGCCUUCAUCAUGACUGUGCCCACAACUCUGGCCAUUUUUCUUGCCAUCUUCAUCCUCGUCUGCAUUGAGUCAGUCUUCAAAAAGCUUCUCCGCCUCUUCUCCCUGCUCGUCUGGGGCUGUCUGGUUGCCAUGGGUUACCUCUUCAUGUUCUUCGGUGGGAUCAUCUGUCCAUGGGACCAGGUGUCGUUUUUCCUGUUUAUUGUGUUUGUGGUGUACACCAUGCUGCCGUUCUCCAUGAGGGAUGCCGUCAUCGCUAGUGUCCUCACUUCAUCCUCCCACACACUAGUGCUCAGCAUCUGGCUCUCGAACACUACAGACCACAUGGAGGCCCUUGUCUGGCAGAUCCUGGCUAACAUCAUCAUCUUCAUCUGUGGAAAUGUGGCGGGAGCCUAUCACAAACACCUGAUGGAUCUGGCUCUCAAACAGACGUACCACGACACCUGCAACUGCAUCAAGUCUCCCAUCAAACUGGAAUUUGAGAAACAUCAGCAGGAGCGUCUUUUGCUGUCUCUGCUGCCCGCCCACAUUGCAAGGGUGAUGAAGGCAGAGAUUAUUCAGAGACUGAAGGGGCCUAACUUUGGGCAGGCGGAAAACACCAACAACUUCCACAACCUCUACGUACAGAGACACACCAACGUAAGCAUUCUGUAUGCAGACAUUGUUGGAUUCACACGUCUAGCCAGUGACUGUUCACCUGGAGAACUUGUCUACAUGCUCAAUGAGCUCUUCGGCAAAUUUGACCAGAUAGCCAAGGAUAACGACUGCAUGCGGAUCAAGAUCCUGGGCGACUGCUAUUACUGUGUGUCAGGGCUGCCGGACCCUCUGACCGAUCAUGCCAAUAACUGUGUGAAAAUGGGGCUGGACAUGUGUGAGGCCAUCAAGAAAGUGAGAGAUGCUACCGUGGUUGACAUUAACAUGCGUGUUGGAGUGCACUCUGGGAAUGUUCUCUGCGGUGUGAUUGGCCUUCAGAAAUGGCAGUAUGAUGUUUGGUCACAUGACGUCACCCUGGCCAAUCACAUGGAGGCGGGGGGUGUCCCCAGACGGGUUCACAUCUCUUCUGUGACACUGGAACAUUUGAAAGGAGCGUCAAUCGAGCCAGGCAACGGACAAAGCAGAGAUUCUUACCUGAAAGAGCACGGCAUCAUCACGUAUCUAGUCAUCAACCCGAAGGCAGAAAAACGGAGUCCCCCGCUACCUGCUCGUCUUCGCACCACUCUGGAUGGGGUCAAGAUGAGGGCGUCUGUCCGCAUGACGCAGUACCUCGAGUCCUGGGGAGCGGCCAAACCGUUUGCUAACCUCCACCAUCGAGACAGCAUGACCAACGAGAACGGCAAGAUCAACACACACGAUGUGCCAUUAGGGCAGUACAACUUUCAACAUAGGUCUGAAAGAACAAAAUCACAGAAAAAGAGAUUUGAAGAGGAGUUGAACGAAAGAAUCAUUCGCACUAUUAACUCAAACAACUCAUCCAACAGAGCCACAAAUCUGCCUGCCUUCAAGGGCACAAUCAUAACCUUGAGCAAGUGGAAUAGAAGCAAAUAUGCUAAGGACCAAUGGGGCAAAGCAGCCUCACUGCACAAUGCCCUGGCUUCCCUGGCUCCUCUAAAAGUCAUCACAAAAAAAGGCCCUGGAGACGACUUGCGCUCAUCCAUGGGCAAAACCACUGCACUGAUCCUAGGUGUCUUCUUAGGGCGAAGAUUAGGUACGGUAGCAUCACCUCCACUCAACAUUUUCCAAUUAACAGUAUGGUAUGGUCCAUAUGGUCAAACCACAGGGGGACCCUCAAAACAUACCAAGUUCUACUUGCCAUAUUUCAUCUACAGCUGCAUUCUGGGAUUGAUCUCAUGCUCCGUGUUCCUGAGGAUAAACUAUGAGCUGAAGAUGAUAAUUAUGCUUGCUGCUGUAGUGGGUUACAAUAUCAUCAUUCUUCAGACCCAUGCCUCUGUACUGGAUGAUUACAGCAUGGCCUCUACAAGACCCAGCAAAACAGACCGGCCGGGUGUUCUUAAAGAUUUGAAGACCAUGGGCUCUGUGUCAUUGUUCAUUUUCUUUGUCACUUUGCUUGUGCUGGCCAGACAGAAUGAAUAUUACUGUAGGUUAGACUUCCUGUGGAGGAACAAGUUUAAGAAGGAGUGUGAGGAGAUUGAGACCAUGGAGAACCUAAACCAGGUGCUUCUGGAAAAUGUACUUCCUGCCCAUGUGGCAGAACAUUUCCUGGGGAGGAACUGGAAGAAUGAGGAUCUCUACCAUCAGUCGUAUGAUCUGGUAUGUGUGAUGUUCGCCUCCAUCCCAGACUUCAAGGAAUUUUACACAGAAUCUGACGUUAAUAAGGAAGGAUUGGAGUGUCUCAGGCUCCUUAAUGAGAUUAUAGCAGAUUUUGAUGAGUUGCUGUCAAAACCCAAAUUCAGUGGCGUGGAGAAGAUCAAAACUAUUGGCAGCACAUACAUGGCUGCUACGGGGUUGAAUGUGACCCCUGGACCAGAGUAUGCGCAGGACUACGACCGGCAGUACAUGCACAUUGGAACAAUGGUGGAGUUUGCGUUUGCUUUGGUGGGGAAGCUUGACGUCAUCAACAAACAUUCCUUUAAUGACUUCAAGCUGCGAGUGGGAAUAAACCAUGGCCCAGUAAUUGCAGGAGUAAUCGGAGCACAGAAACCGCAGUACGAUAUCUGGGGGAACACUGUGAAUGUAGCCAGUAGGAUGGAAAGCACAGGGGUGCUUGGCAAAAUCCAGGUCACAGAGGAGACGAGUCGGAUCUUGCAGACGUUGGGCUACAUGUGUUCCUGUCGAGGGAUCAUCAACGUGAAGGGCAAAGGGGAUCUCAAAACCUUCUUCGUUCACACUGAGAUGACACGAUCCUUAUCACAAGGGAAUGUAAUGCCUUGAACCUCAGUCACACACUAGUCAGUCACUGACCUGAUUAAAACGUGUACAGUUCAAUAUAGCAUUGGCCUGUUGUAGUGGAGCUCUACAGCAUUCUGUUUGCACCACAUACACUAGAUUAUUUGCAUUGCUUUAUAAGUAAUGGAUGGCUCAGAGGCUCUGUGUAACUCAGACUUGUAAUUGUGUGUCGCUCAAUCCAUAAUUUAAAGCAGCAGAAUUUUGUAAAAUAAAGACGGUUAACAAAGUUGGCCAUGUUUUGAUGCUAUCAUUUUGUUAUCCAUUAAAAUUUAUAUAUAAAUGUCAAA